UUGGAGGAAGACCGACUUUCCGUCAUCGAAAGAGACAACUGUUUGCUGCUUGAGAAGAUGUCCUGCAUCAUGAGAACAAAAGGACAAAUCGACAACAAAAAUGACUAUAAGGCCAAAAGUUUAAAUGGAGAAAAACGAAAGCAGGAGCUGUGGAGAGUGAACCAGGAGAAUCACACCAUUCUGGAUAGAAUUACAAAGUCCCAGCCUCAGUAUCAAGUUCAGCGAUGGCAUGAGGAUUGGCAACGAGCUGAAAAAUACAUGGCCAACGUUGCAAGAUAUCCUCGUGGGCGGUGUAAAUCACAGAGCCGAAAG
Balearica regulorum gibbericeps (East African grey crowned-crane) is the source of this 312-nucleotide messenger RNA. Lineage: Eukaryota; Metazoa; Chordata; Aves; Gruiformes; Gruidae. The record is from RefSeq and is a predicted model, not a curated record.